GUAGUGGACCCGCACGUCGGACGUGACUCUUCUACAUGGCAUGAGGCAAUUACGCAGAAGUCGUGUGGGCGAGGCGUGAGCAGACAUGCGCAGUAUUAACCGGAAGCACCAAUAGAAAGAGAGAGAAGAGGGGAAAAAGAAGUGGCUGGGGCUCAGCGGGAUCGCCAUGGCGCAGCAACAGAUGCCGAGUUCGCAGAAAGCCCUCAUGCUGGAGUUGAAGUCCCUGCAGGAGGAGCCGGUGGAGGGCUUCCGCAUCACGCUGGUGGAGGAGUCCGACCUUUACAACUGGGAGGUGGCCAUCUUUGGACCCCCCAACACCCUCUAUGAGGGGGGCUACUUCAAGGCUCACAUCAAGUUCCCCAUGGACUACCCGUACUCCCCGCCCACUUUCAGGUUCCUCACCAAGAUGUGGCACCCCAACAUCUACGAGAACGGCGACGUCUGCAUCUCCAUCCUGCACCCCCCGGUGGACGACCCCCAGAGCGGAGAGCUGCCCUCCGAGCGGUGGAACCCCACCCAGAACGUCAGAACCAUCCUGCUCAGUGUGAUCUCCCUGCUGAACGAGCCCAACACCUUCUCCCCGGCCAACGUGGACGCCUCCGUCAUGUUCCGCAAGUGGAGGGACAGCAAGGGCAAGGACAAGGAGUACGCCGAGAUCAUCAGGAAGCAGGUGCUGUCCACCAAGGCGGAGGCGGAGCGGGACGGGGUGAAGGUCCCCACCACGCUGGCGGAGUACUGCAUACAGACCAAAGUGCCUUCCCACGACAGCAGCUCCGACCUGCUGUACGACGACCUGUACGACGACGACAUCGAGGAGGAGGAGGACGACGACGAGGACGCCGAGGCGGGGGGCGUGUGCGCCGACACCGCCGCCGACUGCUACGACGACGAGGAAGACUCGGGCAACGAGGAGUCCUGACCUUCCUCCGCCCUCCUCCCUCCUCCUCUUCCCCUCUCUCCCGCCCCUGAAAUCUUCCUCUUCCUGUACCCUCCGCUCCUCCCGAAACAAAUGCACACCCCUCGAACCCGUGUUCAGCCCGCUCGCCCUCUCUGUCCCGCUGUGACCUCACUUCCUGUUCCUCCCCAGAGCCCGCCCGUUCCAGCACGGUCUCAAAUCCACCAGCUAACUGCCGGCCAAUCCCGCUGCUGCCCCGGCACGGGGGGGGCGGAGCCUCAGCAGAAGUCCCGUCCCCUCCUUCCUACCCCUUCGUCUCCUCCCCUUCUCCCCCCCCCCCCCACCCCCCGCUACACCUCAGGACUUACGCACUCGUGGGGGUUUGUGUUUAAAGUUUUGGCUCAUGUCCAGCUUGGAUUUUGGCGGUUUGGCGGGAGUUUCGGCGGACAGCGGGCUGAAGCAGAAAGGCCGGGAGGCUGAAUCUCGCUGCGCUUCAGCUUCAGUCAGGCCUUCGCAGCUUCGUUCUGCUUUCAGUGAAACAUUGUCAGCCUCUGAAAGGCCCGCCUCCUCCAGCUCACCUGUGCGGAGUUUAAGUCAUGAUUAAGUGUGCAAGCUCAGCAUGUUGACGGGUAGCUAGUCACCUGGUCUAAGAGAGAGGGUUCUAAAUAGCAGUGUUUAAGAUGACUUCUGUAUCAGAUUUUUGUUAUUUUAGUUUUUGUUAGUCAUUUUGAUCAUAUAAUGAUGAUAAUGUCAUCCCUCGCUUCACCUUAUUGGAACCUUCCUCCAUAACGUGAUGCCCACUCCUGCCCGAUGCCCCACCCCCACCGAUGGGGCGCGGGUGGGGUGCAGAUCUCUCUUCCCGCCUCCGUGUUCCCGAAAACCAAACCGAAGGUCCCAGGUACCAUUUCCUCCUUUGCAGCAGUGCAUUGUGGGUUAGGACAGGAAGAGGAGCAGCCGGCAACCACCCCCCCACACCCCCACCCCCACCCUGGACUCGGCCGAGGCAGAGCCGUUAUCUCAGAAGGUUCUAGAAUGUGAAACUUUUCAGCGGGGGGUGUAAACCCCCCCCCCCCCCCCCGCAGACUCUCCUGAUCUUCAGAGCUGUGGGAGAACACAGAACACAGCGACACGCCUGCUCCCCCCCGUAAAAUUGACAUGCGUGCCCUGCGAUCUUCCUCCUGGGGGAGCCACCGCAUGUGAAAUUUCAUUUACUUCCUACCCCCCCCCCCCCCAGGGAUCGCCCGCGCUGGUGAGAGGAGUUACGGACAGGAGGACCUUUCACACACCCCCCCCCCCCCCCCCCCCCCACCACCACCACCGUCACGUUCAGCUUCUGUGCGUCCGCGUCCAGGACCUGUGUGAAAAAUAUGCGGGCUUAAAACAAAUCUGGGGAAAAAAUAGAAAACUGAUUCAAAGAAACAGGUGAGGCGUGGUGCUGGGUGAACUGUACUGCCCAAGCGUAUGGGCUGAGAGAAACACAAAGCAUCGUGGGAAGUGUAGGCCUAAGACUGCUAGUACAGUCCUGAGGUAAGCUGAGCGGCAGGACAGGGGUGGGAUUUCAGUCCUUUGUGUGAAAUUUUUUUGUGGGGUGGGUGCUCAGUUUAGAGUGUGAUUGGGCGUCCUGCUUGUCCGUCUGCCUGACACUGCCCCCGCCCCCCCUUGGGCACCGCAACCUGAGCCUUCCUCGCCCCUCUUCCUCAGAACGACUCCCUGCCGGCUGGCUGUCCACAGGAGGAACAGCCGUUGGAGAUUCACAAAGACUUUGAGAAAAGUGCAGCAAGCCAUGACUGGACAACAAGAAGCUGUGGCCUUUUUCCUUUUUUUUUUUUCUUUGUUCGGGAAGUCUGCGCUAUUGUUCAGUGUGAUGUGUUUGGGGUCAAAAAUACAGCUUUUUCAUUGUGUUUAUGAUGGAACACACAAAAAGACAGACAGGAAAAAGCAAGUCGAAAAUAACAUGCCCCCCCCCCCCUUCAGUUCUCGCCCCCUCUGCUGCCAGAGUGACAGGUAGAGACGGGGGAAGAAACGCAGGUGGUGUCGUCUUUCGUUGUUUCUGUUCAUUUGAUUUUCUCUUCCUGUAGUGUUGUGAGCGUGAGAGAUUACAAUUUCAAAAAACUCAUUCACUUAAAAAAAAAAAAAAAAAAAAAAAAAUGAUGACAAUGAUAAAAAAAGAAUGCAAAUGUUAUUAGAAAUCUUUUAAGUUUUUAUUUUCUGAAAGGAAAGCGAGAUAGAGAGAGAGAGAGAGAGAAGCCGGACGGAGGCCCAAAGGAGUAAUGAUGAAAAUGGUGGCUUUUCGAGUGAAACUGAAACAGGCUUAUGUGAGACUCUGUGGAGCUGUUAAAAAUGCUUUUAAUAAAGUGCAGAAGAGCAACCUCA
Messenger RNA from Anguilla rostrata (American eel), 3268 nucleotides. RefSeq names its product ubiquitin-conjugating enzyme E2R 2 (gene ube2r2). Gene Ontology annotation, molecular function: ubiquitin conjugating enzyme activity. The transcript has 6 exons. Gene Ontology annotation, biological process: ubiquitin-dependent protein catabolic process; protein polyubiquitination. NCBI's taxonomy places the organism in Eukaryota, Metazoa, Chordata, Actinopteri, Anguilliformes, Anguillidae. The record is from RefSeq and is a predicted model, not a curated record. The coding region runs from base 167 to 919 and encodes 250 amino acids.